AAAGCUGCGCUGCUGUCAGCCUACUGUCUCCUGCCCUCGCCGCCCAGUGCGUCACGACGGUGUCCAGCUCUCGUCCUGAGAUCACCUGCUCCUCCAGUGGGCACUGGAUGCUUCUCCAGCAGGAGGUGAAGGGGUUAAGUCUGACUCUGCAUGCACAGAGCAGGCCUCCCUCCUCCCUCCCUCCUCCCCUCGUCCCUCUCCAUCCAUUCUCGCUGUGUGCAUUUCUGUGUGUGUUGGAGUUUCCAGGGGGGCGAGGGGCUACGCCAUCUGCAAGCCCUGCGCCUGGAUUUGUGAUAUGCGCACACACACACACACACACACAACUUAGUUUGAUAACAACACCAGGGCACCGCCUCGCGUUCGUUUUUGGAUUCAGUCGGACUACAUAGGCUCUAAACAUCUUCCCUUUUGGUUUCAACUGGUUCCUUCCCCGCUCUGUCCGAAAGCUCGGUCGGGACAUGCCGAGAGGCGUUUCUUCCUCCAGCCCGGAGCCUCCCCAAGUCGGGAUCCCGCUGACGCGCCAUGGCAUGACGGAACACUCUUGUGGACGUCUGUGAAGUUACCUAGGGGAGGACGACUUCAUUGCAUUUUUCCGCUGACCUCAGCUCUAACGAGCCGACUUGCCCGAGGCGACACAGCGGGCUGGCCUGCUGUCAGACUUUCCUGAAUUGGUCCCACCUGUAAAACACCACAGCCAUCAUGCAGACCUCGUCGCUCCGCCGGCAGAUGAAGAACAUGGUCAACAACUACACAGAGGCCGAGAUCAAGGUCCGAGAGGCCACCUCCAACGACCACUGGGGGCCUCCCAGCACGCUCAUGUCCGAAAUCGCAGACCUGACCUUCAACGUGGUGGCUUUCGCCGAGGUUAUGGGUAUGAUCUGGAAGCGGCUUAACGACCACGGUAAAAACUGGCGCCAUGUUUACAAGGCACUGACCCUAGUGGACUACCUGAUCAAAACGGGCUCAGAGUCCGUGGCCCAGGAGUGCCGCGAGAGCAUCUACACCAUCCAGACACUGAGAGACUUCCAGUACAUCGACCGGGACGGACGUGACCAGGGCAUCAAUGUCCGAGAGAAGGCCAAGCAGCUGGUGGUUCUGUUGAGGGACGAGGAAAAGCUGAAGAAGGAAAGGAGCCAGGCACUGAAGACCAAGACGCGCAUGACCGGGGUCAGCAGUAGCUCAGGCUCUGGAUCCUUGCCGCCUCCUUACCCAGGACACCGCAAUAGCCAGCCCAGCUCAGCAGGGGUCUAUGGGGAUGACUCCAGGAGGUGCAGGGGCUCACCAUCCUCCUUUAACUCAUCCUCUUCCUCUCCUCAUCUCGCUCCGGACCUGGAGCAAGCUCGGCCCGCGACCAGCGGAGAGGAGGAGCUGCAGCUGCAGCUGGCCCUGGCUAUGAGCCGAGAAGAAAGUGAAAAGCCACCUCCCCCUGUGGACAUUGAUGAACAGACCCAGCUCCGGAUCGCUAUGACUCUCAGCAAGGAGGAGGCACAGAAGCCAGUCCAAUGUGCACCUGCUGCCCCGGUGGAUAUGGAUGAGGACACCCAGCUGCAGUUAGCCCUGAACCUGAGUAAGGAGGAGCACCAGCAGGAACAACUCAGUCGCCAAGGGGACGAGUCGAUGCUCCAGAAAGCUUUGGAGGAGAGCAAGCGCCAGUUGGAGUCCAAAGGCGGGACCGCCUUCAUGGACCUGGUAGAUGUUUUUGCAGUGCCCUCAGAUCUGCCUUCUGGUGACCACAGCUGGAAUAAUACCGCACAGCAGGCGGCAGCACGACCUGGGGGCACAGACCCAUGGGAUGCCCUGGAAGGCAGCACUAACAUCCAAAGAGUGGAUUCUCCAUGGAUGGUGCCACCCACGUCCAGCAGCCCUCCCCCACCAUGGGAGCCCCCGACUGAACCCUGGGAUGUCCCACCGAGCUAUGUCUCCAGCCUCAACACCACCGGCGGCGUGUGGGCUUCCCCUUCAAACACAGCUUCCCCGAGAGUUGAUCCUUUCUCAGCCCCAUCAGAGGGAACUGCACUUGCAGGAGCUUUUGCCCGAACUGGAAGCCCCUCCGAUGGGGAUCUGUUUGAUGAGGCCAUGGAUGGCGGUCAGGUGAAUGUCAAUGGCCGGGGGCAGUGCAGUCCAGAGCUCUUUGACCUGUCGUGUCUUGGGGAAAGUCUGGCUGCCCCUAGCCCUCGUACAUGCCGGACUCCUGAGACCUUCCUGGACCCCACAGCAGCAUCCUUGGUAAACCUGGACAGCUUGAUCCCAGCAAAUCCCCCAGGCAAGACCAAGAACCCCUUUUUAUCAGGCCUGAGUGCCCCUUCAGCCACAAAUCCAUUCCAAACCGAGCAGCCCAAACUAACUCUGCAUCAAAUGGGCUCCGGCUCCACCUCUUUGGCUCCUCACAACACAUCUCUUCCGUACAGCGCCUCCUUGCCUCUGCCCACGAGCCACCAGCCUGCCAGCCUCCCAUCGUCACUCACCCACCCCACCCAGCCGGGUGUGGGCCUGCCAGGGAACCUCCCUGAGCCCUUGUUGCCCUUCUCUUCAGCCAGCACUCAGGGAUCCCAGGCUGCACAGAGCAGUCAGAACCCUUUCUUAUGAGGAACAAGUAAACUGGGGAGAAAUCUUUUACGCAAAAAGAGAAUUUCAGAUUAGGUUACGCUCUCGAAAUACCACUCUUAACUGCAGACCAAACUGUUGCCCCGAGGACUUUUAUGAAAACCCUACUCUUAGUUGUUUUUAUAUUGUGGUAUAAUACAGUAAUCCUUAGAUUGAUGCAAGAUGGUUCUGCUCUUCACUAAAACAGCCUGUCCAGUCACAAAUGCUGUAACAGAAGCACAGUUUGAUAAUAUUUUGUUGUCUCUGCACAUCCAUUAUAACCAAGCAUAUGUUUUGCGGCUUUUCAACGAGUCAACAGAUCUGCUCACUCAAAUGUCUGUAUUAUUGGCUUAGCUGCUGUCUUAUUCCCUGGCUCCAAAAAAACCAAAACUGAUUUCCAUAAACUGGCAACAAUUUUUAAGACAUGUCCAGCCCUUGAAAUGAUACUACAUUAAACUGCAUCAUUAAUUCUGUGGCGCUUCUUUUGGACCAGAAUUGAUGAGAAACAUUACUGUAAAUAUAAUUUCACUAUGAAAAAAUUAAUUGCUGGGGUUGAGUGAAUGGAAUUACAAUUUGGGAGGACUGUACAUAUUUCAGAAUGAACUACAAGCAAGGCGACAGUAGAAGAUGUAUGAAUCUGAGUUUUUUCAUUGCAUGUGAACUCUCAAAUAUAAGGGUAUAAUUAUGA
Scophthalmus maximus (turbot) is the source of this 3271-nucleotide messenger RNA. It is a transcript of the gene epn3a, whose product is annotated as epsin 3a. Gene Ontology annotation, molecular function: phospholipid binding; clathrin binding. Bases 700 to 2586 code for a protein of 628 amino acids. Gene Ontology annotation, biological process: endocytosis. The record is from RefSeq and is a predicted model, not a curated record. Gene Ontology annotation, cellular component: endosome; clathrin vesicle coat; plasma membrane. The transcript has 11 exons. NCBI's taxonomy places the organism in Eukaryota, Metazoa, Chordata, Actinopteri, Pleuronectiformes, Scophthalmidae.